AUGAUGGAGGAGCGAGCGGCCGCCUCGGUCGCCGCCGCCGCCUCCUCCUGCCGCCCGCUGGGCUCCGGCGCGGGCCCCGGCCCGACGGGGGCAGCCCUGCCCUCUGCCCCCGCCCCGGGGCCCGGCCCGGCUGGUAAGGGAGGCGGCGGCGGAGGCAGCCCCGGGCCUACGGCGGGGCCCGAGCCCCUGAGCCUUCCCGGGAUCCUGCACUUUAUCCAGCACGAGUGGGCGCGCUUCGAAGCGGAGAAGGCCCGCUGGGAGGCCGAGCGCGCCGAGCUGCAGGCUCAGGUGGCUUUCCUCCAGGGAGAAAGGAAGGGGCAAGAGAAUCUCAAGACAGACCUGGUGCGGCGGAUCAAGAUGUUGGAAUAUGCGCUGAAGCAGGAAAGGGCCAAAUACCAUAAAUUGAAGUUUGGGACGGACCUGAACCCAGGGGAGAAGAAAUCAGAACCAGCAGAACAAGUCUCCAAUGGCCCUGUGGAGUCGGUCACCCUGGAGAACAGCCCGCUGGUGUGGAAGGAGGGGCGGCAGCUUCUCCGACAGUACCUGGAAGAGGUGGGCUACACGGACACCAUCCUGGACAUGCGGUCCAAACGCGUGCGCUCCCUCCUGGGCCGCUCGUUGGAGCUCAACGGGGCCGUGGAGCCCAGUGAAGGGGGCCCCAGGGCCACAGGAGGCCCUGGGGGGCUCAGUGGCGGUGAGUCGCUGCUGGUGAAACAGAUCGAAGAGCAGAUCAAGAGGAACGCGGCGGGCAAAGACGGCAAAGAGCGCCUGGGCGGCUCGGUGCUGGAGCAGCUCCCCUUCCUGCAGAGCUGUGAGGACGAGGACAGCGACGAGGACGACGAGCUGGACGGCGUGCAGCACAAGAAGCAGCGCGUGAAGCUGCCCCCCAAGGCCCUGGUGCCCGAGAUGGAGGAUGAGGACGAGGAGGAUGACUCUGAGGACGCCAUCAAUGAGUUCGAUUUCUUGGGCUCAGGAGAGGAGGGGGAGGGCUCCCCGGACCCUCGACGAUGCGCUGGAGAGGGGACCCACCACGACCUGGAAAGCCGGCGGGUCAAACUCCAGGGCAUUUUGGCCGACCUCCGGGAUGUGGACGGGCUGCCCCCUAAAGUGACUGGUCCCCCUCCUGGCACACCCCAGCCCCGGCCACACGAAGGUUCCUUUGGCUUCUCCUCAGACGUUUUCAUCAUGGACACUAUCGGGGGCGGGGAGGUGAGCCUGGGGGACUUGGCAGAUCUCACCGUCACCAACGACAACGACCUCAGCUGUGAUCUUUCUGACAGCAAAGAUGCCUUUAAGAAGACAUGGAACCCCAAAUUCACUCUCCGCUCACACUACGACGGUGUGCGCUCCCUGGCUUUCCACCACAGCCAGUCUGCUUUGCUCACUGCCUCUGAGGACGGCACGCUCAAGCUCUGGAACCUGCAGAAGGCUGUCACAGCCAAGAAGAAUGCUGCGCUAGAUGUGGAACCUAUCCACGCCUUCCGGGCUCACAGGGGCCCCGUGUUGGCAGUAGCCAUGGGCAGCAACAGUGAAUGCUGUUACAGUGGUGGGGCGGACGCUCGCAUCCACAGCUGGAAGAUUCCAGACCUCAACAUGGACCCCUACGAUGGUUAUGACCCGAGUGUGCUGAGCCAUGUCCUGGAGGGCCAUGGGGACGCUGUAUGGGGCCUAGCCUUCAGUCCCGCCUCCCAGCGCCUGGCCUCCUGCUCUGCCGACGGCACCAUCCGUAUCUGGGAUCCCAGCAGCAGCCCAGCCUGCCUCUGUACCUUCCUCACAGCCAGCGAUCAUGGGAUCCCCACCUCAGUGGCCUUCACCAGCACCGAGCCUGCCCACCUCGUGGCGUCCUUCCGCUCUGGCGACACCGUCUUGUAUGACCUGGAGGCUGGCAGCGCUCUCCUCUCGCUGGAAUCCCGGGGGAGCGGCGGCCCAACCCAGAUCAACCAGGUGGUGAGUCACCCGAACCAGCCCCUCACUAUCACCGCCCACGACGACAGAGGCAUCCGCUUCCUGGACAGCCGGACAGGGAAAUCUGUGCACUCCAUGGUUGCCCACCUGGACGCGGUCACCUGUCUCGCCGUGGACCCCAACGGCGUGUUCCUGAUGUCGGGAAGCCACGACUGUUCCCUGCGUCUGUGGAGCCUGGACAACAAAACGUGCGUGCAGGAGAUCACAGCCCACCGCAAGAAGCAUGAGGAGGCUAUCCACGCUGUCGCGUGCCACCCCAGCAAGGCCCUCAUUGCCAGCGCUGGCGCCGACGCCCUGGCCAAGGUCUUCGUAUGA
Messenger RNA from Odobenus rosmarus divergens (Pacific walrus), 2280 nucleotides. It is a transcript of the gene STRN4, whose product is annotated as striatin, calmodulin binding protein 4. The record is from RefSeq and is a predicted model, not a curated record. The transcript is spliced from 17 exons. Lineage: Eukaryota; Metazoa; Chordata; Mammalia; Carnivora; Odobenidae. Gene Ontology annotation, cellular component: dendrite. Gene Ontology annotation, molecular function: protein-containing complex binding; calmodulin binding; armadillo repeat domain binding. Bases 1 to 2280 code for a protein of 759 amino acids.